Cucurbita pepo subsp. pepo (vegetable marrow) is the source of this 1291-nucleotide messenger RNA. Its product is annotated as ran-binding protein 1 homolog a. The record is from RefSeq and is a predicted model, not a curated record. Gene Ontology annotation, molecular function: GTPase activator activity. Gene Ontology annotation, biological process: nucleocytoplasmic transport. Gene Ontology annotation, cellular component: cytoplasm; nuclear pore. Lineage: Eukaryota; Viridiplantae; Streptophyta; Magnoliopsida; Cucurbitales; Cucurbitaceae.
CAUUCUCAUUCUCGCUCAUUUUAUUUCCUCAAUAUAAAAACCCUAAUUUCCACUCCUGCUCUUCCAUUGCUUUCCUCCAAAUUCCGAUCCAUUUCUGCAUCAUCAAACCUUCAUUUAUGGCGAGCACAGAUCCCGAACGCCGAGAGGACGAGGAUGCUCCUGCUGGAGACGAUGAAGACACUGGAGCUCAAGUUGCCCCGAUCGUCAAGUUGGAGGAGGUUGCUGUCACCACCGGUGAAGAAGAUGAGGACGCCAUUCUCGAUCUGAAGGCAAAACUGUACCGAUUCGAUAAGGAUGGAAACCAAUGGAAGGAGAGAGGUGCUGGUACUGUCAAGUUUUUGAAACAUAAGAAUACUGGCAAGGUUCGCCUUGUUAUGAGACAGUCUAAGACGCUUAAGAUCUGCGCUAAUCAUCUUGUGAUUUCGUCAAUGACGGUUCAAGAACACGCUGGAAAUGAGAAAUCAUGCGUGUGGCAUGCCGCUGACUUUGCUGAUGGCGAAUUGAAAAAUGAGCUUUUCUGUAUUAGAUUCCCAUCAAUUGAGAACUGCAAAACAUUCAAGGAAACAUUCCAAGAAAUUGCCGAGUCCCAACAGAAGAAAGAUGAAAAUAAAGAUGCAUCAGCAGCAGCUGGAUUACUUGAGAAAUUGAGUGUUGAAGAAAAGAAAGGUGAAGAAGAUAAAGCUGGAGACACACCUGCCAAAACCAAGGAAGAGGAUGAACCCAAGGGUGAGGCAGAAAAGAAAGCAGAUGCAGAGAAGAAGAAUGAUGAGUAGCCUGAUUUGGUAGUGAAUACAUUUGAGAUUUUGAUGAGGUUGACCUCUCUUCCAUCCUUGGUACAUUUAAGCAUAAUAGUCAGUUAUUGGAUUGGAUUUCCUCUGGGGUGGGAGAGGUCGUCUACAUGGAACUUUUGGUUGGGAGUCCCUUUCCAUUUUUCUUUCUUCCUUAAAAAAUGAGAGUUUUCUAGUCACUGUGGUCGUCAAAAGUCGGGGUGGGGUGGGGUUGUGUGUCGUCUUGUGGUUUGUGAAACUUGAAAGUUCAGGAAUUGUUUGAUUGAGGGGUGGUGGGUGAUAAUACACUAUGGAGUUUGUGUGCAGCAGCGCAGGGCCUGAGCUGAAGAUGCAUACUGCAAGGAACAGACAUGUACACAUUUAUUUUUGUUUGAUGAUUUGCUCAGUCCCGGAGAUUUUUACCUUUGGGGAUGAUGAAAAAAUUAUGAUUGUCUUGUCUUUGUCUUCGUCUUGUGGAAUUUUAGGAAUUUUUAUUUAAAGGUUUUUAGGUGUUUUGUUGUGCA